AAACGCGGUCUGCUCGCACAAGCCGCUCUAGCUCGACUACGCAGAGAUUCCGUGGUUAAUUUUCUCACUUUUUACCCACGCAGCAACGUCUCUCCUUCGAUGUGUUCCGUUAUCAUUUUGCAGAGGCGUUCAUUUACGCACCUGCCACGGUAGUGAUCGGGGGGCACGGUAGCCUACAGACGAACUAGAGGAGGAGACAAGGACAUUGUGGAAGCAGCUGCGCGAGAGGGAGGGGAGAUAUAGAAACAAACGGCCGCCGGUUGAUAACACACUGAGGCUCCGAGUAAUUUAGAUUUUAUGGACGAAAUGCUGCUGUUGACAAGAAUCGUUCUGUUCGGGUUGAUCUGCUUGUCCUUGGUGUCCUCUGGGAUGGGCUGUGGACCGGGCAGGGGCUACGGGAGGAGAAGACAUCCGAAGAAGCUGACACCUCUAGCGUACAAACAGUUCAUCCCAAACGUCGCGGAGAAGACCCUAGGGGCCAGUGGCAGAUAUGAAGGCAAGAUCACACGGAACUCCGAGCGAUUUAAAGAACUGACUCCCAAUUACAAUACUGACAUUAUCUUUAAGGAUGAAGAGAACACCGGUGCGGACCGGCUCAUGACUCAGAGAUGUAAAGACAAGCUGAACUCCCUGGCUAUCUCUGUCAUGAACCAGUGGCCAGGGGUAAAGCUCCGCGUCACCGAGGGCUGGGACGAGGAUGGGCACCAUUUCGAAGAGUCGCUACACUACGAGGGAAGGGCAGUGGAUAUCACGACCUCCGAUAGAGACAAGAGCAAAUACGGCACGCUGUCAAGACUAGCAGUGGAGGCUGGGUUCGACUGGGUCUACUACGAGUCCAAGGCCCACAUCCACUGUUCCGUCAAAGCAGAAAACUCAGUUGCUGCCAAAUCAGGAGGCUGUUUCCCAGGCACCGCUUCCGUGACUCUCAAAGAUGGAAGCAGGAAGGCAGUGAAAGACCUCAGAGUUGGCGACAAAGUGCUGGCUGCCAACAGUGAUGGGGACCUCGCAUACAGUGACUUCAUCAUGUUCAUGGACCAGGACUCGUCAACUAGACGAGUGUUUUAUGUGAUAGAGACUAAAGAAACGACCCAGAAAAUCACCCUUACUGCUGCACAUCUCCUCUUUGUGGUCAACAACUCAACGGAUGAUCUCCACAGCAUGUCAGCAGUAUUUGCGAGCAAAGUCAAACCUGGACAAAAGGUGGUUGUCUUUGAUGAUUUGCAUAACCAACUGAAGUCGGUCACCGUGGGACGGAUUUACAUGGAGGAGCACGAGGGGUCCUUUGCGCCAAUGACGGUUCAAGGAACCAUCGUCGUAGAUCAGGUGCUUGUGUCAUGUUACGCUGUAAUUGAAGACCACAAUCUAGCGCACUGGGCGUUUGCACCUGUCAGACUGAGCUACUGGCUGUCCUCCUUGCUAUCCCCGAAAGACUACUCCAUGCCCAACGCCACCUUACACGAGGAUGGAGUGCACUGGUACUCCAAGAUUCUAUAUCAAUUAGGAACGUGGCUCUUGGAUAGCCACGCGCUUCACCCACUGGGGAUGUCAAUAAACUCAAGUUGAAGCAAAGCAAAAUAAGACUAAUCUAGGACAAUAAACAAUAGUAGAAUGAAAAAUACAAAGGCCCCAGCGAUGUUGGGAUAUUUAUUUCAGUGACUUUUACAUGUGUGUCCCUUUUAAAGAAUGAAUGGAGCCUUAAAAGUUUUCUUUGAAUAAUUUAUUCUCAUGUGAACUGGCUGGUAUCACACGGAUGGAUCCUAAAACGGUGUGACCAGCAAAUUGUGCAGAAUCUAUUUUUGUAUAUCUCCAAGUUAACCGCAAAGAAAAAUAAGAUUAUGUAAAAAGGAGCAAACUUCUUGUUCUGUGCAUAUUAUGUGCAACUGACUGUUAUAUUUUGGGGAUAAACAAACUUCGUGGGGUCCAUAAAUUAUAUUUUUAUACACAGAAUUGUACAUUUGAUUUUGACAGAUCGUUACCGAAUCACAUUUCGUUAUUUGAAAUAGUGUAAGAUACGAGAAUAUAUUUUAAUUUAAAUAGUUGGGAAAAGUCUUGGAAAUCUUGUACUGUUUUGUUUAUUAAGAAUUCUAUUAUUUUGGAAACGUUUCAUUUAAGUUGUCAGAUUGGGACAGAUAUUCUGCCUCGUAUAAUUAUUGCCUCUGCUUUUGUUGUAUUUCUUUUUUCUAUUUUUAUUUUAGAAAAUUUGAAAUGCACAUUCUGACAAUUCAGUAACAGUAUAAGUAGUACAGAACAAAACGUUUCGUUGAAUAAAUUAAUAAGUAACUCCUGUAAAUGUACUAAAAUGUAUUUUUUCUUUUCAUAUUUUGUAAUAGGGAAAUAGUUUUAUAGAAAUAACAUGCGGCAGAUGCACAGUUUGGAUAGUAUAUAAUAGCGUUCCAGUUAACUUUCAUAACAGGGCGAUGUGUCAAAAAUGUCUAGAGUUUAUUAUUUAUAUGUUUAUUACAAAAUGAGAUAAAGAAAAUAUUAAAACC
This is a messenger RNA of Coregonus clupeaformis (lake whitefish), 2489 nucleotides long. Its product is annotated as sonic hedgehog protein A. Bases 298 to 1563 code for a protein of 421 amino acids. The transcript has 3 exons. The record is from RefSeq and is a predicted model, not a curated record. Gene Ontology annotation, molecular function: calcium ion binding; patched binding. NCBI's taxonomy places the organism in Eukaryota, Metazoa, Chordata, Actinopteri, Salmoniformes, Salmonidae. Gene Ontology annotation, biological process: cell-cell signaling; regulation of gene expression; cell fate specification.